GUGGGUUGGUUGGGUCAAAGGCUCCCAGUACAGCAGAAAGACAGGUACAAGGGACUCUGAGCGGUGACCCAGCAGCAGAACAACCUAACUGCCAAAAAAUUACUUAGAAGGUGCUGUCAAGAGCUCUGAUCUCUGUUCAAUCAGUGUCCGAGAAUCAGAAGACAUGGAGUCUGCAUUGAUGAUUGGAGUAAUUCCUGUGCUGUACUCAAUGGCGAGUGACAAAUCUGGCUACUAUACUGGGCGGACACUGUGGUUAGGACUAAUCUCAGUAUACAGCAUGGUGGUGUAUGUGGUCCGGCUGCCAUGGUACCGCAUCUACGAUGAUUUCAAAUGCCAUGAAAAUAUCACCUACCCUUGUCUUACGGAGUGUUUUGAACAGCUGUUUAGCAUUCCCAUUUCAGAAAUGUGGGGCUACUGCUACUUCCUCUUCAUACUCUUGUUCUUCCUCAUGGAAUACUUCAUGGCUCAGAUUCGGCAUAAUUACACCAAGGUAAAGAUGGAGACCAUGCAGCAACCUGAGAACUCAGAGGAAGUGGAGAAGGGCUCCAUGGAGGCAAUCAGGAAGCAGAGCCCCUCCCAGAAGAUCGCCCUUCUGAAGUUCCACCAGGAGAAGAAGCUCUUAUAUCUAUACCUGCUCCACUUCCUCCUGCAGGUUGGCCUCCAGACUGUGCUUCUAUGCCUGCUCACAUUCAAACACCUGCCUGUGAUAAGCCAAAACAACUUCUAUUGUAGCACCAAUGACUGCCCUGGCCCCUAUCAUUGUCUCAUCUGGGAAGUCUCUGAGAAGUGGCUGUCCAUCUACACCCUCAGCACCUUUUCAGCCAUAAUCAUCCUCCUCGGCAUAGGCUCCUUUGUAUACGGCAUCUACCAUUACUUGCUGAGGGCCCGCUCAGUUUCCAAGAGUUGGAUUUCUUGACAUUUAUGAGGAACAAUACUUUUCUUAAGUCUUUUCUACCCCAUAACGGGUAGUUUUGGUUCCUCCAAAUUUGUGGUGGGGGGGGAGGGGGAGAG
Myodes glareolus (Bank vole) is the source of this 1011-nucleotide messenger RNA. RefSeq lists its product as uncharacterized. NCBI's taxonomy places the organism in Eukaryota, Metazoa, Chordata, Mammalia, Rodentia, Cricetidae. The record is from RefSeq and is a predicted model, not a curated record.